AUGUUCGCGUUCUGCCUCGAUGAUUCCGGGAAGAAAAGCGAGAUCAAGAUUACCUCUCCAGUUCUGGUCGAAGUGAUCAAAGAGAUUGUCCCUCUCUCCUUUUUUGAAUCCACUCCAGACAGUGUCACCUUCCAAGAGCCGUACGCACACCUCUUUCAGUACUCCAAGGACAUACACAAAGCAUUAGAAUCUCGGAUUAGCCCCCAUUCGGACCAAUUUCGAGACUUUCGGACCCUGAUAUCUUUCCUGGAAAGUCACGCAAGGUACGGUAUCAUAUGGAAAUCCCUGGAUCGAGACAAUCAGAGAGUAGUCAGUUUCGAGAACCUCUGGGCCGUUUUCAGAGUUGGUGAACCCGUUGCCGUCCAAGACCGGCUAGAGGAGAAACGCCUCUUCAAAUUUACACGUCUUGAAGACAGUAUUGGAGACAUGGGACACCAAAAAGACUUUUGUGUAGCAGUGGAGGUGCAUUUCUGGUAUAUUGUCUGGAGCCCAGGGAAAAAGCGAUUUUGUCAGAAAAGUCAAUAUUCCAAGAUCCCGAGGUUUGCUGGUCACCGAAAAGUAACUUCUCUACCUAUUUAUCCCUUGCGAUAUGAGGAUCAAGCUACGAGGGAGCCUUUACUUAUGAAACUGCAAGCUCGUGGAAGGAAAUGGGCGGAUCUCAUCUCGAAACCACCCACUUGUUUUGAGUAUUCUGGCCACGCUAUAUCAGAGGACGAGGAUGGAAGACUGACUCAGAAUCUCACGCAUUUGGAAGGGCGCAUCAUCCUGGACCAGAAGGACACCAUGUCCAUUUCCGGUCUUAUCGAAGAUAUUGAAUUUCACAACAGCUCGGGCGAAGUGGAUGAGAAGCUCAACGACUCUUGGAACACUUCCCAGGCCUCGAAAUUGUCCAGCCCAGAGCAUUUUCAGCUUUGUCCCCCACAGAUCAGCUGCUAUCACGUUUCAAGUGGGAAGCGCUACGUCGUGAGCGUUACUAACCUGCAACCAGCGAGAUGGUCUGAGACGGCGAUAAACCAGCUUAUUCUUGAUAAUGACAAAAAGGAUAUGCUCACGAGUAUCGUGAGUAAUCAGAAUAACAAUCAGAUUAAGAGUGGUGAUAUCAUUGAGAACAAGGGCCGUGGACUAACAAUUGUUCUUCACGGUCCCUCAGGGGUUGGAAAGACUCUGACGGCCGAAUGCAUAGCUGAGCACGCCAAGAGACCUCUUAUACCUCUAAGCGUUGGCGACCUUGUUGCAAUGGAGGAUUCGAUUGAGGAUCGAUUAACGGAGGCUUUCGCGAAUGCUAGUCGCCUGGGGGCAAUACUUCUGCUUGAUGAGGCAGACGUUGUCCUGGAAGCGCGCUCUUUCGAAGAUGUGCGAAGGAAUGGAAUUGUCUCGGUGUUUCUGAGACAACUCGAGUACUACAGCGGGAUCCUUGUCCUCACAACCAACCGGAUAAAUUCUAUGGACCCAGCAUUUCAAUCAAGGAUACAAGUUGCAAUCGCAUACAGCGAACUCAGCACGAAACAAAGAGAAGGCAUCUGGGGGAGCUUGUUGAAUAGCAACCUGAUAGAUUCUACCGAAAGCGACAAGGCCAUCAUCGAAGACCAUAUACCACAGCUCGCGCAGUAUCCACUGAAUGGUCGCCAGAUACGCAAUACCCUGAAGCUGUCCGCCAUCAUGGCUGCGGCAGAUCUCGUCAGUGAUCGAAAGGUACAGAUGAAACACAUCGAAAAGGCGUUAAGAGAUGCCCUGCAGUUUCAAGAAUGUUUGGAGGCGGGCAAGAAGGAAAUGAAAAAUAGAAACAGGGUCUGGAAACCCUUUGCUCCAUCGCAGGGUCGGAAUUAUGUAUGA
Cladophialophora bantiana CBS 173.52 is the source of this 1833-nucleotide messenger RNA. RefSeq lists its product as uncharacterized. Gene Ontology annotation, molecular function: ATP binding; ATP hydrolysis activity. NCBI's taxonomy places the organism in Eukaryota, Fungi, Ascomycota, Eurotiomycetes, Chaetothyriales, Herpotrichiellaceae. The transcript is spliced from 3 exons. Bases 1 to 1833 code for a protein of 610 amino acids. The record is from RefSeq and is a predicted model, not a curated record.